Molecule: messenger RNA, 1089 nt
Organism: Gasterosteus aculeatus aculeatus (three-spined stickleback)
Lineage: Eukaryota; Metazoa; Chordata; Actinopteri; Perciformes; Gasterosteidae
Gene: rgcc
Product: regulator of cell cycle
Biological process (GO): regulation of cell cycle
Source: RefSeq, a predicted model, not a curated record
AGCGGCGGUCCUCGCGCUGGUGGGUUUAGAUCAAGACCUUUCGCACGCAGGACUCCGGCGGACAUACAGCUGUAUAUUCACACAGAUCUGAUCCCUUCUCUGGAAUAAUGAAGUCUUCAAAGCUCAAACCUCAAGCGCGCUUCGUCAACCAGGAGGAUCUGAGCGACGUGCUGUGCGAGUUCGACGCGGUGAUGGAGGACUUCACGUCGCCGGUGGAGAAGCGACACUUCAGGUACGACGAACACCUGAAGACGAUGAAGAGGAGGAGCAGCGCGAGCGUCAGCGACAGCGGCAUCAGCGACUCCGAGAGUGCAGAGUCGCUGAACAGAAACAGCUUCAGCUUCAGUGACGAGCGGCUGAACUCCCCCACCGUGUUCUCCCCCACCACCGGCACACCGCCCCUCAUGUCCCCCAAACCCAAACUCGGCGACACAAAGGACCUGGAAGACUUCAUCGCCGACCUUGACCGGACGUUAGAGAGCAUGUGACGGGGAGGCUCACAGUCGUCAUGGAGAGUAGCCAUGAGGGAGGGAGUGGACGUCUGGACCCCACCACCCCCCCAACCGAACAGAACCCCUGAGCAGCUAACGCAGAAAACCACCCAACAGGACGCAGCUGGUUGGCUCCAGCGCGGCCCGCGGCGUCCUGGAGUCGACGGAGCUCCACGUUGCGUUGAGGGGAACCUGAGGACAGGAUGUAAGGCCCCCGCUGGAACGCUGUGAGGACGUGGAAUCGAUGCUGCAAGGAGUCACUGGAACAUUUAUCGUUAUAUUCACCCCCCCCCCCCCCUCCCCCAACAGACCGGGUCACACUCCCUCAUCCAAAACUUGAGCUGGAAGAGUAUUUAAAAAUUGCUUUUUAUAAUAGAAAUAUAUUAGUAAUUUUAUAGAGCUUCUUAUUGUAAAAUUUUCUGUCUUUUUUGGGGAAAUAUAUUUUUAUAUCUUAUGUAAAUAUUAAUUGCUUCGAGUUCUAUUUGCUUUGGUAUUAAUCCAUUAUAAAAAAACAACUGGAAAGCGAUAUGUGUAUUUAAUACAGCUACUGCCUGCCGGACGCGAUAUUAAAGAAUGAAAUGUUGUUACUUUACUAAAA